CAGGGUGUCGUAAAUCCUGGCCGCCCCCAUGAAGAUGGCGGCGGAGCUGCAUCCGCGGAGCGGAAAGCUUAUCGGCCUGUCCAACUCGAACCGAACCGCCAGGCGCAACCAGCCCAUCCAGGAGUUCAACCACGGCCUGGUUUUCAGUAAGGAGCCCCUGAGGGACCGGGAUGUCUUCACCGUCCGUAUUGACAAGAAGGUGAACUCCUGGAGCGGCUCCAUUGAAAUCGGCGUGACGGCGCUGGACCCGGCCUCACUGGACUUCCCCAGCAGCGCCACCGGACUUAAGGGCGGCUCCUGGAUCGUGUCGGGCUGCUCGGUGCUGCGCGACGGCCGGUCCGUCCUGGAGGAGUACGGCCGCGACCUGGACCAGCUGGCCGAGGGCGACCGCGUGGGCAUCCAGCGCAGCUCCCAAGGAGAGCUCCACCUGUGGGUGAACGGCCAGGACUGCGGCGCGGCCGCCAGCGGCCUGCCGCCCAAGCUGUGGGCCGUGGUGGAUCUGUACGGGAAGUGCACUCAGGUGACGGUGGUCAGCUGCGAGCCACCGCCGCCUUCUGCAGAGAGGGAGAGGGAGACGAUAGAGCGGGACGAGGAGGAGGAGGAGGAGGAAGAGGAAGACGAGGUUGUGGUUCGAGGGGGUCGAGAUGAUGGGGGGAUAGCAGCACUGAUGAAUGUGGCAGCAAUAAAUGGAAUGGUGAAUGGAGAUGAAGUGCCUGAGCUCAGCUGCAAUAACAGCCGACCAGACAAGUUCCCCAACAACCUGGAGCCUGAUGCUGUUCUCACAGAACACCAACUCUUUGACGUGUUCAACAACGCAAUAGUUUCAUUUUAUCGCUCCGGAGACGAGGGAGGAGGGGACGAAGGUUCAGAUUGGGAUGGAGGAGGAGAAGGAGGAGGAGGAGAUGCUGGAGGCGACUCCUCUUCCAGAAACGACAGAGGGAGCAGCAGUGGAGGAGGUGCAGCCCAUAGUGACGGCGGUACAGGGACGACUGGAGGAGGAAGAGAUCGGGGGGAUUGUAACAACAGCCCAGCGGGUAACGAAGGAGCAGCGCCAGGCUCCGGAACGGGUGGGCUGAUGACCAACGACGCGCUGCUGUUCCACGAGAAGUGCGGCACGCUGAUCAAGCUCAGCAACAACAACAAGACGGCUGAGCGGAGGAGACCUCUGGACGAGUUCAACAACGGCGUGGUGAUGACCAACCGGCCGCUCCGGCACAACGAGAUGUUCGAGAUCCGCAUCGAUAAGCUGGUGGACAAGUGGUCGGGUUCCAUUGAGAUCGGCGUGACCACGCACAACCCCAACAACCUGGACUACCCUGCAACCAUGACCAAUCUGCGCUCAGGUACAAUCAUGAUGAGUGGCUGUGGGAUCCUAACGAACGGGAAAGGAACACGUAGGGAAUACUGUGAAUUCAGCCUGGAUGAACUUCAGGAGGGCGAUCACAUCGGGUUGAUGCGGAAAGCCAGCGGCGCUCUCCAUUUCUACAUCAACGGUAUCGAUCAAGGCGUGGCAGCAGCCCAGACGCCCAACGUGGUUUACGGUGUUGUGGACCUAUAUGGCAUGGCUGUCAAAGUCACUAUAGUCCACAACCACAACCACAGCGACCGCCUCAGGCGCAAUAACGCCAUCAUGAGGGCGCUUUCACCUGAUGUGGGUCGGCCCAGGCCGUCUCUGGCCCUCACUCCGGACUCAGAAGCACCUGACCGCCUUCUGUUUCACCCAAACUGUGGCCAGAAGGCAGCCAUCAUUUGCGACGGCAGAACGGCGCUGCGACCGCAUGCAACUGAUGACUUCAACCACGGUGUGGUACUGAGCAGCCGCCCUCUGCGAUCCAACGAGGUGUUCCAGGUCCGCAUUGACAAGAUGGUGGACAAGUGGGCCGGUUCCAUUGAAAUUGGCGUCACGACACACAACCCGGCCUACCUACAGCUCCCUUCCACCAUGACCAACCUACGGUCAGGGACAUGGAUGAUGACAGGUAAUGGCGUGAUGCACAAUGGAACCACCAUCCUGGACGAGUACGGACACAACCUGGAUCGCCUCAAGGCGGGCGACACAGUGGGCGUCGUGCGGAAAGAAGACGGCAGCCUGCACUUCUUCGUGAACGGCGUGGCGCAGGGCCCGGCGGCCUGGAACGUUCCGCCAAACGUGUACGCUGUGGUGGACCUGUACGGCCAGGCUGCGCAGGCCACCAUCAUGGAUGACAUGGUCGACCUCCCUCCUCUUCCGGAGGACGGCUCAGACGGCCCCACCGCCAUGUCCCCUGGGACCCCCUGCUCGGUAUCGGGGGCUCCCACAACCACGGACCUGCGAUUCCACCAUCUGCACGGCACCAAUGCCGUCAUCACCAACGGGGGCCGCACGGCGUUGCGUCAGAACUGCCGCAGCGAGUUCAACGACGCCAUAGUUAUCUCCAACAGGUGCCUUCGGGAAGGGGAGCUGUUUGAAAUAGUCAUUCAGAAGAUGGUGGACCGCUGGUCAGGUUCGAUAGAAGCAGGGGUGACCGCCAUCCGGCCCGAGGAGCUGGAGUUUCCAAACACGAUGACUGAUAUAGACUAUGACACCUGGAUGCUGAGUGGGACCGCCAUCAUGCAGGACGGCAACACCAUGCGCAAUAACUACGGCUGCGACCUAGACUCCCUGACCACGGGUUCUCGGAUCGGCAUGAUGCGCACAUCCAACGGUGACCUCCACUAUUACAUCAACGGCGUGGAUCAAGGCGUCGCCUGUUCGGGGCUGCCAGCAGAAGUGUAUGCUGUGAUCGAUCUGUACGGUCAGUGCGUUCAGGUCGCCAUCACCAGCUCCUCCGGCCCGUUGGACAACAGCCUCUGUACCAGUAACGUCACGGAGAAGAGCUUCCCCAUCCACUCUCCAGCAGGCGUCGCUCACCGACUCCACAGUAAACACGGUAAGAACGUGGUGCUGCUGGGUGAAGGCUGCCAGGCCAUCAGAGUGGGCGGUUAUUCUCACGGCAUCGUUUUCAGCGCCAAGGAGCUCAAAGCAGACGAGCUGUUUGAGGUGAGGAUUGAUGAAGUGGAUGAACAGUGGUGCGGGUCUCUGCACAUCGGCCUGACCACGCUGGCGCCUACGGAGCUGCCGUCCUGCCCGCUGUCCGGUCUCUCUCCCUCGCUCCCGCAGCUCCGCACCAAGGUCACCUGGCUGCUCUGUGGGUCCGAGGUGCGGCGAAAUGGCGUGCUGCAGCGACAGAAUUAUGGCUAUUCGUUAGACCGGCUGACGGUGGGGAACCGAGUGGGCGUGAAGCGCUGUAACGACGACACGAUGCACAUCUUUGUUGACGGAGAGGACAUGGGACCCGCCGCCACCGCAGUACCCAAAAACGUUUAUGCGGUGUUGGACCUGUACGGGAGGAUAACGGCGGUGUCCAUCGUCAGCUCCUCACUGACGGAGGACUCUGAGAGCAUCAAGGCGCCCUCGCUGACCUCGGAUAGCUGCAGCGAAGGGGAGGAGGACAGCAGCCCUGUUAGGGAGGUUGAGAGCGAAACGUGCCCCCUGGUUCCCACCAUCAUGAUGUUCCUAGAAAACCACGGCAAAAACAUCCAGCUGUCCAACCAAAACCUGACUGCGGCCAGGGUGUCCAGCUACAACCAGGGCCUGCUGGUCACCGCCCAGCCGCUGGCACGCCAGCAGCUCUUCCAGUUUCAGAUCGAUCGUCUGAACCCGUCGUGGACGUCUUCUCUAUCGUUAGGGGUGAUAGGCCACUCCCCUGACCGGCUGAACUUCCCCUCCACGGCCUGCUGCCUGAAACGAUCCGCCUGGCUGCUGCAGCGAGACUCCGUCUUCCACAACUCUCUAAAAAUAUGUGAGAACUACGGUCCUAACCUGGACACUUGUCCAGAGGGGACGGUGUUGGGUCUGCUGGUGGACACCAACAGCUGUCUCCAUCUCUUUGUGAAUGGAAUGGACCAGGGCGUGGCGGCGCAGGACAUCCCUUCACCCUGUUACCCCUUCAUUGACCUCUACGGCCAGUGUGAACAGGUUACCAUAGUAACGAACAAUGUGCCAGCUGUGGGUGCGGAGAGCGGUGAGACGCGCUUUCAGGGAGACAUGGAGAAGGCGGAUAUGGUUGACGGUAUCAAAGAGAGCGUGUGCUGGACACCCCCUCCAGAGGUCAACCCCAACAAGACCUGCGAGUACCAGGCUCUCUGCUCCCGCUUCAAGGACUUGCUCACCUUACCAGAUGGCUACUUUAACGAAGAUGCAAAGUACAACCUGUGCUACUGUGAGUCCUGCCACAAGCUCCGGGGGGACGAGGCGUACUACAAGCGAGGAGAGCCACCCCGAGACUAUGCCCUGCCAUUUGGAUGGUGUCGCUUCGCCCUCAGGAUCAAGUCCCACUGUGAGGUUUCUAAUGCACUAAAGAAGUGGCACAUCGCUUACCACGGCACAAGCGUAGGAGCCCUGAGACGCACACUGGACCACGGCCAGCUGCUACCUGGAACAUCGUCCAUUUUUUUGGUGUCUCCGGUGAAAACCGAAGGUCCAAACGGCUACACCGAACCAGAGGAGAACUGCGCCCCCGGCAGGGAGGUUCCCAGGGUGCGGCUCUCCCCGACCAUGCGCUACUCUGGCAUGGAGUCAUUUGCUCCUAAAGUGCAAUUUCAGGACCCGCGUUCUCAGCGCCGCCACCAGGCUCAGGUGGGUUUCCAGGUGUGCGUACGGCCGGGCUCCUACAAGGUGGGACCUCAGACACUCAGCCACAGCGAGCCGCUAGAUCCUCGCUUCAGCAACUCAGAGAUCGAGUGGAUAACGAAGGAGCAGGGCGGCAUGCUUCUAUACGGGCUGCUGAUCCGGGUGGAGUGAAGGAAGCGAGACACUUUUGGUGGUUUUUGAUAAACAGACAACCAAAUCCAAGCCCUGCCUUGAGCAAGACACUCCUCUGGAGUCCAGCUGGUCCCAACAGCAGAUUGUUGACAACUCAGCAUUUUUGGUUUUGUUUGGGUCACUCACUUUGGUCGCUACUAAGAACAGACACUGCCUGCACUUUAUGUUUCGGACACUAGUGGGCGAUUUUCUAAACGUCUCAUCGACACGUUUGUUUAUUAGCUAUGGUUUUCUCUCCUUAAUUCAUCAUCAGUUUGCUCUUCCACCCUGGAGUAGCUUCUUUAGUUUAGCACUUUGGACCUUUGGUGAGUGUUUCAUUAUAGGAGGAGGUAUUUCUCACCACAUUUUACAAAGAAAAUGACUGAAAGGUAUGUAUAAUUGAAAAAAAGAGGGAUGUGUUUUAAAGGCGAUGAAGAAAUGACGCAACACUUGAAUCUAAAUAUGAGCCCGGAAGCAUGGUGUGAUUGAAUGCGCUAGCGGGAAGAUUUUAAAACUGGACUGCGGGAUAAGUUUGUUUACACAUCUGUCUUUCACUGCGUUUUUCUGUCCGCUUUUUGUCUUCGUAUAAACAGACACUUUUCCAUCGGUUUACACAGAUCUCUGAGCCGGGAUAACGUUUCACCCUCUAAUGUGGCCAUUUAUUUAUCUCAAAUUUUUAACCCCAGAAUUUGCAUUUUAAAGGUUACGCAUCUAGAUAAUGGGUUUAUGUGCCAGUCGUGUCCCCGUGAACAGUUGCCGGAAGUUGGAAAAGGAUCAAAUCCAAUAUGGCUGCUGCUUACAAUAAAA
Messenger RNA from Cyprinodon tularosa, 5629 nucleotides. It is a transcript of the gene neurl4, whose product is annotated as neuralized E3 ubiquitin protein ligase 4. The record is from RefSeq and is a predicted model, not a curated record. The coding region runs from base 29 to 4822 and encodes 1597 amino acids. NCBI's taxonomy places the organism in Eukaryota, Metazoa, Chordata, Actinopteri, Cyprinodontiformes, Cyprinodontidae. Gene Ontology annotation, molecular function: ubiquitin protein ligase activity. The transcript has 29 exons.